Messenger RNA from Gongylonema pulchrum, 471 nucleotides. Lineage: Eukaryota; Metazoa; Nematoda; Chromadorea; Rhabditida; Gongylonematidae. The record is from the annotation of a GenBank genome assembly.
AUGUUCAGUGGUGUGGAAUAUUUGGUAAUCGAUGAACGAGGCUGUUCAACGGAUAUCAAUAUUUUCGGACAUCCUCACUACGAUACAUACCACGAUAUUGCACGAGUCCAUUGGCAUGCUUUCAAAGUACCGGACAGCAGCCAGCUGAGUCUGAAAUGUUUCAUGGAAAUUUGUACUGAUAUAUCGGACAGUGAAACGGGCAUUUCAAACUGUGACAGCAUACCAUCUCCACCAUUUUGUCCGGAUCUGAUAACAUCACCAACAAAUACACUGCUAUUAGAGCGUGAAGAAAACGUGAUACGGAAACGUCGUGGUCACGAUCCACUACAGCAGCAUGUGCAUGCCGAUAUCUGUUUCGGUAACAGUAACGAUCGGUAUUGCAAUUCGGAAAAUUACCGCAGCGAUCAUCAGCGGCAUAUUGAAAUGCUCACCGGUAGUGUUUUCUUAGCAAAAUUUCCAGGAUGCAGUUAA